CUCCUCCCACACACACACACACACACACACACAAAGCUAGUUCACUUAAUCGUCUUGCAUUCAGUCUUUCAGUCUUUACUGCUUUAGCGGCCGUAUUUUUAAUGUUUUGACGGACACUUGCGUCUUUCUGCAGGAUCUAAGAGAGGAAUGUGUGAGAAACCCUGAGACAACUUUAUUCAAGCUGCGAACAAGGCUCGUGUUCUACUGUAACCUGGUGGCCUUCACAGUCUAGUGUGUGAUGGGAUCUUUUCGGCGUCCACGCUUUAUGAGCUCACCAGUGCUGUCAGACCUCGCCCGCUUUCACGCUAGUUCACCAUCUCUACAACUCUCCAAUGCAAGUAUCUGGAAUAGUGUCCAAACUGCUGUCAUCAAAGUAUUUCAAGAAGGAGGGCUACAAGCCAAUGAGCUGUAUAGUCUGAAUGAAAGCAUCAGGUGGCUUCAAAGAACAGAACUGGGUUCCUUCAUUACAGAAUACUUUCAGGAUCAACUUUUGAACAAAGGACUGGCACAUAUAUUGGAGAAAAUCCAGCUUCAUGAGGAAGAAAACUGUCUCCAGGUUUUGUCUGAGAUGUGGAUACAUUUUUUCACAGAGAUCCUGCCAACUCUUCAAGCCAUAUUCUAUCCUGUACAGGGUCAGGAACUGACUGUGAGACAGAUGGCUCUGCUGGGUUUUAGGGACCAAGUCUUGCUGAAGCUUUCUCUAGAGAACAUGUUGCAUACCACCUCAUACCCUCCUGCCAUAGUGCAGAUGCUUCUCAUACUGCAGGGCAUUCAUGAGCCUAGUGGGCCUAGUAAACAGUACUACCUUCUAGAGCGACUAGUGGAUAUGGUGAUUUCACCUUACCUGAGUAACUACCUCUACAGGAAUUCAAAUUCAGAGUGUCAUUCGGAAAACUCUACUUUGGAGAGUGCACCUCACUUUGGCCAGCCAGAGAUCACAAUCACACAUUUUGCUGCAGAAUCGUUGACGCCUCUUGUGGAGCAGGAAGGCGAGGCAUAUUUGGAGAGGACUGGAGGAAUAAGGCGCCACACAGUUGCCAAUGUUCAGUCAGACAUCCAGUUUCUCUCCCUGACAAACCGAACUGAUGGUGGUGAUAAUGGCCAGGUGUCAAAAGCAAAAACAACUGCUUCCCCCAGGCCUUUCCCCAAUCAACUGGUAAUACUGGACUCACAGUCAACUGCAACAAAAUCACACAUAUUGCAAAACUCUGCUGAGAUGAGCUGAAAACUGAUUGCUAAUGGAUAAUGGAGUAUGCUUUUCAGCAAAAUGUGAUAAUGUCUUGUGGUACUGACUGGUCACUAUGAACACUAAAAGGCAGUGCUUGACUAUCUGGUCAUGCAACAUGCUGCAGACCAGAUAAGUAAGAAUCAUAAUAUAGAACCAAUCCUAGAACUGUCAUUAUUUCAGGUAUUUAUAUUAAUUAUAUUACUGGAGUAAUAUGGAUUAUCACAGCAGUUAAUGUUAAGUUUGGGCCAAUUUUUCUGCCUAGAGUGUUCAGCAGCAUACCACUUCCUCAAAAUCAGAUAGUGGAUCAGCUAUACAUUUGCAGAAGUAGUAAUUUAUUAGGUGUACACAAAACAAUACUUAACUGUGACCUGUACAUAUUUUACCUUUUGGUGGAAGAGGGUAUGCUUUUUGCAUUUUGCCAAAGUUUCUGUUACAACGCAUUUUGUGUAGAUGAACAGCUGUAUUGCUUACUUAGAAACUACAUUAUUAUUUGGUUGAAUGUUUAAAGCAUGUGGGAGGGUUAAAGAAUACUAUAAUUAGCUGAGCCGUGUCCUGUAUUUUGCUCUAAGAGCCAUGCUCUUUUUCUGCUGUAGAAGUGGCAAAUCUAUGUGAAAUUUCUGCUCUGCUGAGCUUACACCGUUUACACAGAUGCAUUAGGCAUAGGUAUUAGGCAAAAUCUUUUCGCGCUUUAAGCUAUUUAGGAUCAUUGACUUGACUACACUGUGUGACACUUUCUUAUUUUGAGCCAUUUUACUAUGUAAUGUAGAAUUUGUUUGUGGUGGAGUUGCUGAUGUACUCGUAAAAAGAGUAAUUUAUUUAAUGAAAUGUUUUAAUCUUAAUUAUAAUUUCAGUUUGGGUGUAUUAACAAAUAUUGUCUUUCAAUCGAUGUGCAGUGUUGUAUACAUUUGUAGUAAUAAAGUGUCCCUUUGUAUAA
Molecule: messenger RNA, 2162 nt
Organism: Silurus meridionalis
Lineage: Eukaryota; Metazoa; Chordata; Actinopteri; Siluriformes; Siluridae
Gene: prr5l
Product: proline rich 5 like
Exons: 9
Coding region: 239-1225 (328 amino acids)
Biological process (GO): TORC2 signaling
Cellular component (GO): TORC2 complex
Source: RefSeq, a predicted model, not a curated record